AUGACUUUUAGUUUGAAGCCAUGGGCUCUCCUCCUCGUCCUCCUCCUCUUCGUUGGACUUAGCCUUGGAGGACCAGCGACGGUGUUCAAUGAGAACUUCGUGCCGGUAUGGUGUGCUGAUGGUUAUCACCUAGCCAAUCAUGGGACACAGGUUUCCCUCACCAUGGAUAGAAACUCCGGGGCGGGAUUUAGCUCCAAAAUGAUGUAUGGCUCAGGGUUGUUCCACAUGAGGAUCAAGAUACCCGCCGGGUAUACUGCCGGAGUUGUAACGGCCUUCUAUCUCACGACGCAGCCCGAGUACGGUGACCAUGACGAGGUGGAUUUCGAGUUCUUGGGCAACGUCGAUGGCAAGCCAGUGGCUCUCCAGACCAACAUCUUCCUAAACGGCCAGGGCUACAGGGAGCAGAAGUUCUACCUCUGGUUCGAUCCAUCAGCAGCUGUCCAUGACUACAAGAUACUCUGGAACCAACACCAGCUCGUAAUAUAUCAGGUGCACAUCAAUCACAAGAUGCUCGUCGACGAAACGCCCAUACGGGUGCUGAAGAACCUACCGGGGCGCACGCCGGGCUACCAGUUCCCAUCGAGGCCGAUGAAAAUCCGGGCGAGCAUUUGGGACGGCUCUUCCUGGGCGACAGACAACGGCAAUAUCAGGGUUGACUGGAACCGUGCGCCGUUUACCUCCGCAUUCCAGAGGUUCAAUGUAGACGCAUGCCCGGCCACUAGAGGUGCACCGUGUGGCUCACCGAACCUAUGGUGGAACAAGUUCCACGACCUAACGCCCGUGCAGAAGGAAGCGUACAAAAACGUCAAGAGCAAGUAUAUGACCUACAACUACUGUGACGACAAGGGAAGGUCCAACCUCCAUCUGCCAGGAGAGUGCAUCUACAACUAA
Molecule: messenger RNA, 891 nt
Organism: Triticum turgidum subsp. durum (durum wheat)
Lineage: Eukaryota; Viridiplantae; Streptophyta; Magnoliopsida; Poales; Poaceae
Source: the annotation of a GenBank genome assembly